Messenger RNA from Cladocopium goreaui, 1182 nucleotides. The record is from the annotation of a GenBank genome assembly. Lineage: Eukaryota; Dinophyceae; Suessiales; Symbiodiniaceae.
AUGGAGAGAGCCGUUUCGGGAGCGACCGCGAGGCGAUGGCUGGUGGCCCUGAGUCUUGGCUCGCUGUUCACCUUGACAGCUGGUAACCAUGGCUACAAAAGCUCCAAGGACUUGCUCCCGCGGGAGGCGCCUCCCGGUCAGGUGACAGCGGACAAGUUGGUGAAAACCAAAGACUUGCCGCAGGACUUUGACUGGAGAGAUGUGAACGGUGUGAAUCUGGUGACCAGUGAUGUGAAUCAGCACAUCCCCCAGUACUGCGGCUCUUGUUGGAUCCACGGUACCACCGCUUCGCUGAAUGAUCGCAUCAAAGUGAUGCGACGUGGGAAAUUUCCAGACGUGAUGCUGGCGCGGCAGGUUUUGAUGAACUGCGUGCCGUCGCCCAACAAGAGCCUGGCGCCACCGGGCUGCGAUGGCGGUGACCCGUGGAUGAUCCACAAGUACCUGAUGGACAAUGACGUGCCAGACGAGACAUGUAUGCCCUACCAGGCCCGGAACAUGGAAUGCAACAAGAUGGACCAGUGUCGCAACUGCCUCUCCGGGCACGGCUGCUGGUCCAUUGACACCUGGACUGGAUAUGGCGUCAGCUCCUAUGGGAACCUCUCUGGCGAGAUUCCCAUGAUGAAAGAGAUCUACGCGCGAGGACCUAUCACGUGCUCUUUUGCCACUGAUAACGAGUUCAUGAUGAACAUGAGCAAGGUCCUCCUCGAGAACGAAGGUGUUUACAGCACCACGAAGAAAUACACAGCGGACCAGGUGGACCACAACAUGGAGGUUACUGGCUGGGGCGUCACAGCCUCUGGAACCAAAUAUUGGGUGAUCAGGAAUUCCUGGGGGACCUAUUUUGGAAGCAACGGCUGGUUCAAGUUGAAACGCGGUGAGAACCAGUUGCUGAGCGAAGCAGACUGCGACUGGUCCAUUCCUCGCUUCCAUGGCUUGGACGAGGUGCUGGCAGGACGAGUGCUGGGCAGUUACAUGACUGGCAUGACGACGAAGGUCAGCAGCAAGACCCUGGAAGCCAUCCUUAAAGCUCCCGAGUCCAUCGCCCCGUCCAUGGCUGUCGCGGACAGCGACCGAUCAUGGUCGUUGAUGACGGCCGCCAUGGCGGCCCUGGCGGCGGUGGCGGUGGUAACGGUGAUGAUGAGAGCUGGGAGAAGCGACAAGAGUGAACCUCUGUUGGGAUAG